AUAGCCUACAAUUUAAACGUUCGACAUAAAUUAAUCGUAUGCGAUAAUUUUAUCAUUUUAUCGCAUGCGAUAAAUAUGUCACAUAAUCUAUAGCUCAUGAUUAAAGUUAACCGGAGUUUAAUCGGCUGAAUUUUCACGGUUAAAUAUCUGUUAUCAGCUGAUUAAGCGUAAUCGAAUUUUAACCGUGGGUCCGUGGACGGUACAACUACUGGCCCUAAGUAGUAAUCGUAUCUUGUAUCUUGUAUCCUGUAUCCACGAGACCACGGUCCACGACAGAAGUUGGGAACAAGUUGGAGUUACUUGCACAAUUUCAGUUCUUCAUUCCAAGCAUUAGAAUCAAGGUUCAGUUUAUAAUUGUUAGUAGAUUUCCAACUUAGGCGCUCUCUUAAAUGGCCUUAGAAACUAAAAAUUCUGGUAAGCCAAGACAAGURAGGGGUACUACUGCAUUCAAAUAUCGAAACUUGUAUGUGUUUGGUGUAUUUGCUGUCAGUGGACUUUCUUGGUUCCUGUUUGAGNNAUUACCAUCUACAAAAAUUCUAAAUGAAAAAAUCAAAAAUGGUUAUUGGGAUCGCACUCCAGAAGAAAAUUAUAGAUUAGAAAUGAUUAAAAAUAAUUUCAAUCCUGAUACAAAGAGUUUAAUGGAAAGAAAAAAAGAAAUUAUGUCUAAAAAAGAUGAUUUUUCACCAUUAAAAAUAUAAUUUUUUCUUUUCUUUUAA
Messenger RNA from Diuraphis noxia (Russian wheat aphid), 716 nucleotides. RefSeq lists its product as uncharacterized. The record is from RefSeq and is a predicted model, not a curated record. Gene Ontology annotation, molecular function: protein binding. Lineage: Eukaryota; Metazoa; Arthropoda; Insecta; Hemiptera; Aphididae. Gene Ontology annotation, cellular component: nucleus; Slx1-Slx4 complex. Gene Ontology annotation, biological process: resolution of meiotic recombination intermediates; DNA repair; DNA replication.